Molecule: messenger RNA, 402 nt
Organism: Soboliphyme baturini
Lineage: Eukaryota; Metazoa; Nematoda; Enoplea; Dioctophymatida; Soboliphymatidae
Source: the annotation of a GenBank genome assembly
AUGGGGGCACGUGACAGUACCAGAGUAAACAACGUCAACACGGUCGUUCGCUGCGCUCAAUCCGUGUCUCACAUAAGGACAACGCUUCUGCCGCGGGGACCAGGCGGCUUUAUACGACGAAAGGCUUCAUCUGAUGCCGUCCGUCCGUCUUUCAGCAGCCAUUUUACUUUUAAUCCGGGGGCAUGUUCGCCAACGAGGUGCUACAACGCGGUGUCGUGUCACUCGAGUCCUCGUUUCAACCUCGGUCCAUGCUCCUCUGGCGAUCCGCUUCCGAAGUGCGGUGCUGCUAUGAUCUCUAAAGCUGCUGCCAACGUCGAAUCAACACCGUCGAAAGUUGCCAGUCCGUGCAAUUUCGUCUGGAUUUCGAAUGCGCUACCUGCCAACCGCUUGCAGCCAACGUAA